Messenger RNA from Malaya genurostris, 10142 nucleotides. It is a transcript of the gene Khc-73, whose product is annotated as kinesin-like protein KIF13B. The coding region runs from base 822 to 6416 and encodes 1864 amino acids. The transcript has 13 exons. Gene Ontology annotation, cellular component: microtubule; kinesin complex. Gene Ontology annotation, biological process: microtubule-based movement; cytoskeleton-dependent intracellular transport. The record is from RefSeq and is a predicted model, not a curated record. Lineage: Eukaryota; Metazoa; Arthropoda; Insecta; Diptera; Culicidae. Gene Ontology annotation, molecular function: ATP binding; ATP hydrolysis activity; microtubule motor activity.
AGAAAGGGAUUUUGUGUUAAUUCUGCUCUCGCGACGAUAGGAGGUGGUGCUUCGAAAGUGUUUUUUUUCCUUGUCGAUUGACAACGAUUAGUGCUGGAGAUACAGAACAAGUUUUAACGAUAUGAAGCAAGAACGAUCGAAUCAGCAAAAUUUUCUGUAGCCCACCUUCUGUUCGGUUGUGUAUCGGAAUUUGGCGAACGUUUUCCGGAACGAAACGCUUCGGUAAUCACGUGAAACUUGCAAAUUAGUGUACAGUUCCUGGCGUUUGGUGGUGAGUGCAAAAGGUAAAAUCCUUGGUCCUUGGGGUUCGACCGAGUGUGUUCAGUGGCGCAGGAAGGAAAAAAUCAGCCCCAAAAAUCAAGAUGGCGAGCAGCCCUCGCUAGAGUGAGAGAAGGGAAAAGAGAUCCUCUUUUCGCCUCCUAUUUUUUUUUUGCUGUGUGCUCCGUGGAGUGUUGUGUCAUUUAAUUUAGCUGAACGGCUGAACCACCACUCGAUAUGGGCAGCAAAAUCGAGUUGGGCUGUGUUUUUACUACGUAGUGAGCGAGGGCUUUUUAUUGUUGUUAUUCCGUAACACAUUGUGGUGUGAGUCAGUGAGAAGAAAAACAAGUGCAUGAAGGUGUAAACCCCUUCAAAAGUGUUAACUUUGCUGCCCGUGAAGGAUUUUUGAUUGGAAAAAGUUUCAACCUUCAUUCAAUGCCUAGAUUUCAGUGUGUGUUUUACUCUUUAUUCCUUAUUUAGUUAUCUAUAAUAAUUAGUUUAAUGUUCCAAUCAAUUUACGUGUGAUUGUUCGAGAACAAGGAUAAAACAACGAGUCAUCGAAAAUGUCUGAUAAAAUAAAAGUCGCGGUGCGAGUUCGACCUUUCAAUCGUCGAGAGCUCGAGCUUGCCACCGAGAAUGUGAUAGAAAUGAAUGGCUCACAGACGAUUUUGAAAUACCCUGCCACAUUAGAUAAGAUGGAAAGAAAACCGCCAAAACUGUUCGCAUUCGAUCACUGCUUCUACUCGACCGAUCCGGAGGCCGAACAUUUCGCCUCCCAGCAGGUGGUCUUCGACAACAUGGGCCGGGACAUCCUGGACAAUGCAUUCCAGGGCUACAACGCAUGCAUCUUCGCCUACGGUCAGACCGGAUCCGGCAAGUCCUACACGAUGAUGGGCAGCCAGGAGAGCAAGGGAAUCAUCCCGCGGCUGUGUGACGAACUGUUUGCCUCCAUUGCGGCCAAACAGACCGACGAACUGACCUACAAGGUCGAGGUGUCCUACAUGGAGAUCUACAACGAGAAAGUGCAUGACCUGCUAGACCCGAAAACCAGCAAACAGUCGCUGAAGGUGCGGGAGCAUAACGUACUGGGACCGUACGUGGACGGAUUGUCCCAGCUGGCGGUAACCUCGUUUAUGGACAUCGACAACCUGAUGGCGGAAGGAAACAAAUCCCGAACGGUGGCCGCCACCAACAUGAACUCGGAAUCAUCCCGUUCGCAUGCGGUCUUCACUGUGGUGCUCACGCAGACCCUCAUCGACACGCUGUCCGGGGUGACCGGCGAAAAGGUGUCCCGCGUUUCGCUGGUAGAUUUGGCCGGUAGUGAGCGUGCCGUGAAAACCGGUGCCGUCGGGGAACGUCUCAAGGAAGGUUCGAACAUCAACAAGAGCUUGACGACGCUCGGUUUGGUAAUAUCGAAACUAGCCGACCAAACCAGCGGCAGUAAGAACAAAGACAAGUUCGUUCCGUAUCGAGAUUCGGUGCUGACGUGGCUGUUGAAGGAUAACCUGGGUGGUAACUCAAAGACGGUGAUGUUGGCGACGCUUUCGCCGGCGGCUGAUAACUACGAGGAGACACUGUCCACGCUGAGGUACGCCGAUCGUGCCAAGCGAAUCGUUAAUCAUGCAGUUGUCAAUGAGGAUCCGAAUGCCAGGAUAAUUCGUGAGCUGAGAAAGGAAGUGGAGACGUUGAGGGAAAUGUUGAAGCAUGCUACCGGUGCCAGUAUUGGGGACAUGAAAAGAGUCGAUAUUCACGAUAAGUUGGCAGAAAGUGAGAACCUAAUGAAGCAGAUUUCGCAAACAUGGGAGGAGAAAUUGGAGAAGACGGAACAGAUUCAAAGUGAACGGCAGCAGGCACUGGAAAAAAUGGGCAUCAGCGUACAGGACAGUGGUAUCAAGGUGGAGAAGAACAAGUACUAUCUUGUUAAUUUGAACGCUGAUCCAUCAUUGAAUGAGCUUCUGGUGUAUUAUUUGAAGGAUCUUACCUUGAUCGGUGGUCGAAGCAAUGAUAGUAACAAGCAACCGGAUAUCCAACUGCUCGGCUUGGGCAUUCAACCGGAACACUGUUCGAUCACAAUUGAAGACGGUGAGUUGUUUAUGGAACCGAUCGAGAAUGCUCGUUGCUGCGUGAACGGUUCGGUGGUAACCGAGAAGACCUCGCUGAACCACGGCGAUCGCAUCCUGUGGGGAAAUCAUCACUUCUUUCGAGUGAACUGUCCAAAGUCCAGCAAUAGCAACAACAAUAUGCCCUCAGAACCUCAAACUCCUGCUCAACAUAUGGACUACUACUACGCUCAAGAGGAACUGAUGCAGAAUGAAUUCAGCAAUAAUCCCAUUCAGGCAGCUAUUUCCCGGUUAGAAAAACAACACGAAGAAGACAAACAGGUUGCACUGGAAAAGCAACGCAUGGAGUACGAAAAACAGUUCCAGCAGCUGCGGAAUAUACUGUCACCGACGACCCCGUACGCCCCCUACGCUCCGUAUGAUCCCUUCCGUCUUGGAAAACUUCCUCCAAAUACGCCAAAUGCUCAGCUUCGUGUUGAAAAGUGGGCACAGGAACGGGAUGAAAUGUUUAAACGGUCAUUGGGUCAGUUGAAAACUGAUAUUGUCCGAGCUAACGCUCUGGUACAGGAGGCGAAUGUGCUCGCCGAGGAAAUGAACAAACAAACCAAAUUCAGUGUCACUUUGCAAAUUCCUCCGGCCAACCUGAGUCCCAACAGAAAACGUGGGGCAUUCGUCAGUGAGCCAGCUAUUCUGGUACGUCGAAUGAACUCCGGCAGCCAAAUUUGGAGCAUGGAAAAGUUGGAAAACAAACUGAUCGAUAUGCGCGAUAUGUACCAGGAAUACAAGGAUAACAAUUUCACUGUCAUGGAUGAAAACAAGAACAAAUCGGAUCCGUUCUACGAGUCGCAAGAGAAUCACAAUCUGAUCGGUGUGGCCAACAUCUUUCUGGAGGUGCUGCUGCACGAUGUAAAGCUCGACUACCACACUCCGAUCAUUAGUCAACAGGGAGAGGUUGCCGGCCGACUGCAACUGGAAAUUAGCCGUGUUGCUGGUCAAUUUCCACAGGAUCGCAUCAACGAAUCGGCCUCGGAGAGCUCGCACGACAGUCACGAAGAUGAAGAUUUGUGUGACUCAUCCAGCAAUCAAGUCACCUGCCGCAUCAGCAUCAAGCAAGCUUCCGGAUUGCCACUGUACUUGUCUAACUUUGUGUUUUGUCAAUAUUCAUUCUGGAACCAUGACGUGUCGGUGGUCCCGGCAACCAAUCAGGAGGUAGCAGCGCACAAUCAGAACAGCACGUUCAAAUUUGAUCAUGAGGCCGAUUAUGUGGUGACUGUGAAUGAAGAAUUUCUGGAACACUGUACCGACGGAGCUCUUUCGAUAGAGGUUUGGGGUCACCGUUCGGUUGGUUUUUCUCGAGCCAAAGAUUGGGAAGUGGAACAACAGCAAGCAAAGGCACGCUCGUUAGCCGAUCGAUGGGCUGAGUUGUCCCGUAAAAUUGAACUGUGGGUUGAAAUUCACGAGCUGAACGAUAAUGGUGACUGGGCCCCGGUUGAUGUUCAGUGUUCGAAGGACAUGCUGACCGGUGGAUUGUAUCAGCUACGACAGGGUUUCCAACGUCGUAUAAUGGUUCGUGUUAAACCAGUCCAGAACUCCGGAACUCUGCCCAUCAUCUGUCAAUCGAUCAUCAAUGUCUCAGUGGGUUGCGUCACUGUUCGCUCAAAGUUGCAAAAACAAAUGGAUUCCUACCAGGAAGAAGAUCUUACCGUGCUGCGAGAUAAGUGGAGUGAAGCACUUGGUCGUCGUCGUCAGUACCUGGAUCAGCAAAUUCAAAAACUAAUCAACAAAGAUGACAAAACCGAACAGGAGAAAGAACGAGAACAAAGUCUCGUCAACCAGUGGGUUUCGCUGACCGAGGAACGGAACGCUGUGCUCGUGCCUGCUCCUGGUUCUGGCAUACCUGGUGCUCCGGCGUCCUGGGAACCUCCUCUCGGAAUGGAACCGCAUGUACCUGUACUCUUUCUGGAUUUGAAUGCCGACGAUCUGACAACGCAAAGUGUGAACGACGAAGUUCCGAUUGCCGGUCUCAAUUCUAUUUUGCCAAAGGAACACGGAAAUAAGUUCUACAAUCUCCAAAUGAUUCAACAUCUGGAUAAGGACAUAUGCGCCAUUUGCAGCUGGGACUCGUCAAUCCACGACAGUCCGUCACUGAACCGUAUGACGGAGGCCAACGAAAGAGUAUACCUGAUUCUGAAGACAACCGUACGGCUAUCGCAUCCGGCUCCGAUGGAUCUGGUGCUGCGGAAACGGUUAGCACUGAACAUUUACAAACGGCAGAGUUUCACCGAUCGGUUGAAGAAACUGCGGCUCGGUCGGAUGGAAGCCGGCUCGCUGCAAUCCGGUGUCACGUAUGAAGUCGUGUCAAACAUUCCUAAAGCUUCGGAGGAACUGGAGGAUCGCGAAUCACUGGCUCAGAUCGCUGCCACCGGCGAGGAUGUCUCGGCGAGCGAUGGCGAGACCUAUAUCGAAAAAUAUACCAAAGGUGUUUCAGCCGUGGAAAGCAUUUUGACACUGGACCGUUUGCGGCAAAGCGUAGCUAUAAAGGAGCUGGAACAGGUGCGAGGUCCAACGCUAUCGAUGCGGAAAACAGCCAGUGUGCCGAACUUCUCCCAGAUGAGAUUCUUCGAUGCUUCACUGGAAUCUUUGCUGGGAAUCGGUCGGUCGGAAUCAUAUGCUGAUUUGAAAGUCGGACUGAGUGGUGUUCAAACCAGCAAAGAAACCACAACGACUCGACAAAAACAGAAGAGUCAGAAUAGCAGCGAGGACUCAACCAGUGCAUCCUAUGGUUUAACUCGUCCCACAUUCCUAAAUCUUAACAUAAAUUUGAACUCCCUGCGAUUACAGCCAACCAAGCCAUCGCCAGCGGCUAGCAAACUGGCCCCAAGAAUGACCACACUGCACGAGGAACCACUGAUCAGACAAAUCUGUUACGAAGAGGAAGGCGAGGACCGGUUCAGUGAGCCGGAGUAUUCCGAUGACGAGUUCUACGAACCAUCCAAAAACACUACUCUGCCCAAACUGAAGUCCUCCCACACGGUGGGUUCUUUCAUGGACAUCGACAAGCGCCCGCCGGCGGAUCUCGGUGUUAAAUACAGUGUACCGAUGGCCAAAACGGGAAAACCGGUGUCCUCGGGCAGUGGUGGUGGUAUCGGAAAAGGUCACAGUGCUGCCGCCGGAACACCGAGCAUGAGCUCGUCUACUUCCAGUGGUUACGGUUCCCAAGCGGUGUCCUGUAGCAAUCUUACCAAUGACGACACAUAUUCCAUCCGUUCGCUGAGCGUCGGAGAGACUCCUGAAACCAUGUCACCGUCCAACAUGCGUCAUGAGCACAAUGCUGUCAAAUCGUCCGAAUAUUACACACCGAUGGAAAGUUUCAACACCAGCGGAAUCAGUACCGAGUUCCCGAAACGGGUGAAUCCCUUCCUGAAGGAUAUGGAAAGCUUCGAUGAGAUGAAUGGCAAUCGAGGCUUGUUGGAUCACGAGGAGCUGAUGUUCAAUAACAAUCAGAAGCGAGCAAGCGAACCUGCCAUCCUCUCCCACAGUACGGCCAUGAUCGAUGAAGAAGAUGAAGGUCUGGAUAACAAGAUGGACGAUGAACGCCAGCGGGAGUUCGGUGAUCAGGACGUAGGACCAUCGGAUCAGAUGGUUAGUGCAGUAGAUGAUGUUAAUCAAGACGAUGCAGUGGAUGAAGAAAACAAUGCUUCAACGAUGCUUCAGGAUUCGGAUAUUAUGGAGAAUAGUUUUUCCACGUCAAACAAACAUGAAAACAUUCCCGAUUGGGUUGUUGUUGGCGAGUCAGUGCAAAUUCGACCAUACAAUACAUGUGGUGUGAUUGCUUUCAUCGGGGGAACACAUUUUCAGGGUGGAACCUGGAUCGGAGUGGAGCUGGACACUCCCACUGGCAAGAACGAUGGCACGGUGCAGGGAAUACAAUAUUUCAGCUGUAAACCAAAGCACGGAAUCUUCGUCCGGGUGGAUAAACUGAUUCUUGACAAGCGGGGCCGGGCGAUACGCGAGUUGAAAAAAGCAGAGAAAAUGAAAGCGGAACUAGCCGGCCAAAAGACAGCAAAGCCGAUCAGUCAGAAUGGGCCACGCAAAUGAUACGGAUUUAACCGGGGUCUCAGCACGGCAAUGACGUCCAGUGGUUCCUGUUCGGCUGCUGCUGUGGCGAGACCUGCUCAAAGAAAACGGUUCGUUCCAAAGUCAGCCUCGGUAGCAGCGUUCGGGCGCAGCAAGUGAUUUGACACGGUCAAACCACGGAGGAGAUUCGAUCCAUCAUUCUCGACAGUACCUUGUUUUAUGUUGUGAUUAUGUUUACAAAGUGAUAACUAACUAACUUACAUAGGAAUGGGAAAACGAAACACACUCAACGCGGUAAGUUAUCUUACCUACCCUAUUUCUGAGCAAUGGAAACGAUAAUAAUUAUGUAUCAGAUAAUUUGUAUUACUUAUACCUUUUUUACUGUGUGUCAAAAGUUAUUGAAAAAGAAAAAAAAACACUGGCUUUAUUUCUCAACGCAAAGCAAAUAUUGUAGUGGAAACAACAACAAUCGAGCAAGCGUUUGCAAGUGCAUUCUAGAUAGACAGUCGCGACAGCAAAUGUUAAAAUGCAAAUGAAAAAUAAAAUUAAACAAAUCAACCAGUUCUGUCCAGAAAAAAAAACAAUGUGAACAAAAUACAAAACUCUUGAAUAUAAUAACUACCAACAUCUACUGUAUACAUGGAAUACCACAGUCAAGGAUUUUCAACGGGGAAAUUUAUUAAACGUAUAUAACUGCUAGGAGAAUCAAGCAACCAACAACAUUUGUAGCCAAAACUAGACGGAAAGGCAGAAGUUAAGAAAACGAAAGCUAAAGACAGUUGAGAUAAGCAUUAUGCGUAUUUAUAUUUAUACACUCAUAUUUAAAAAAAAAAACAAAACAAGUAUGUUAUAGGAGACUUUUAUUCUAAUCCUUUGCUACCAACAAUUUUCAAUCUUUAUCUUCUGUACAUCUAGGAUAACUUGGCUAAACAGUAGUCCAAAUAGAAGAGCCCCUCAGAUGAUGUGAAACCGGAAGCUGUAGUGUGACAGUAGGCGCUACGCUACGCCGAUAAGAAUCCAAAUCCUAGAGUAAUAAAAGCUAGUUAAAAGUUUAAAAAAACCAAGAAAUUAUAGGUAAGCUCAUCGGAAUGUCGGAGAUUGUAUGCCACCCGCCCACAGCCCCCAAAACUGUAGUACGUUGCGUCCACACGCACUAUCAAGGCUAAGCAAAAAAAAAAUAAAUAAAGACGGAAGUUCACUGUUUCCCUCCAGUUGUUCUCGACACCAAAAUUAUUGUUUUGUACGCGAGCAAAAUUAGUGUUUAAACACGUCUAACCUAGUGCGUUACACGGAAAAUAUCAUUAGUUGGUAGGAACUGUAAAUUCGUUGUCCCCUCCAUUUUUCGGUAGUCAAUGUUCUCAAGUUUUCGAGGUGUUGUUUUUUUAUUACUCCUGACAAAAGGAAUGGUGAUCAUCUAGUAGAGAUUCGAGUGAGACAAAACAAGCAACCAUAUGAUAAGCAGCAGCCUACGAAAAAUGAAAAAUUUACGUAACAGCAUAAAAAAAACAAGCACGUCCAUUUUUUCCCCUUUGGAAUCAUCCGAAAGAUCGAGAGAAUAAAGCAACAACAACAAAAAACAAAAAAAAUCAGUAAAUAUUCUUCAAAUUUUCUCAGUGUGUUAUAGGCAAUAAAAUAUCAAAACCAAAUGGAAACUAUUUAGAAAGAGAGAAAGUGUGCUAGAGCCGCCCGUUUGGGCUGAGCUAAAAACUGUUGAGCAUCGAAUAGAGCAAAACACGAUGUGUGUAGUAUAGUAAAUAAGAUAGUGUUGGCAGUAGAGUUUCAGAUACUGACGAUGGUUGUGUAGAAUAGACGAAGAAAAAGACUCUACUCCAAACAAAACAAAAAAAAAGUAUUGGGCUAAAUUCAUUCCACAUUUUGACUAGAGAUAUGAUUGAUUAAUCGGAUCGGCAAAUGUUGCCUGUUUUUGUUUUUGGUUUAAAUAAAAUAGCGGCAUUCCCGAAGCGAAAAUGUGAUGUUGGAUUGUACCUCUGGUGCACAUCGUCGCACCUCCUGACAUAUGUAUCAAAGCAUGCUUUGAUGGCUACGCCCCGCUGCGUAGUCAUUGUUAGCGCGAAUCGAAUCGAAAAAAAAAUUGCACAUUCGCGUACCGCUCGAACAUCACGAAAAAAGCCUACUUGGAUACGCUUCACGAGAGGCGCGUUGCCACAAGUAGAGUAGCUCCAAGGUUUUGCAAUCGUCGCCGCCUGAGAGAUGUGCUGCCUGGUCCAUCCGACGUCCGGCGUCACAUUUUCGCGUCACACUGCGCUUCAACACCGUAAACGAAAACGUAAUUUCGAGCAAUAGCAUUUGUAAUAAUUCCCACAAUGGACUCUAGUACUAAAUGAUCUCUAAAUGCUUGUAGGUAUGUGACUAUGACUAAGCUAGCUCGGUACAGAGAACAAACAAAGCAGAUUUUGAGCCGUGUUUUUUGUGUAGAGUUGAGUCUCAUUGGAUGUUAAUAGAGGAAGAGGCUAGUUCCGGCAACGGAGAAAUAAAUAAUCGUUAGGUGGAAAAGGAUUUCAUUGCAAAAAAAAGGAAACUGCGAUAUCCAACUUAGUGUAGAAAGCAACAUUUUGCUCGAUAUCUGUGCCCUGUCGGUGAGUUAAAUAGGCCUUCAUUUACCCUUUCUCCAAGGUCAGUCAGUCCAUCUGGACCGAGCAGAACAUCCGUGAGGUGUGCGAAGGGGAAAGUGCAAUAGAACAGCGACUGUGGUUUUUGUUUUUUCGCAACUGUUUAGUUUUGCACUGUAUAGCGAGCCUCAGUUUAGAUUUUUUUGUCUCUUUAAUCGAUGGGUUGUUUCAGUUGAUCCAUCUUGUUUCAUAUCCCCGCAACACGUGAUAUCAUUGUAAAUCAAAAAUAGGUUUAAGUUGCAAAAAAAAUUAAAACGACGAAAAAAGACUUUGUUGAAGUAAUAUCAUUCGUUUUUAUUCGUUUGUCUGCGUGUGAAAUAUGUGAUUUAGUUUUAUGUAUAUCAUUGUUCAUUAUCAUGCAUAGUAGCAAGCAAAUUAAAGAGCUUUCAGCAUUAUCAGCUUUUUCGAAAGUGAAUAAGCUGUUUCGAACAAAAAAAAUUAAAGAUUUGGCCGCUCCGGCCAAUCAAUAGCACAAUAUUAAUCUAGAGAAAGCAACAACAACAAAAAAAAACAAGUUGAAGAUUCAUCAAUCACCAAUCAUCUUUCUUUAUACGUUUUGGUGCUUCGUUUCGCUAUCGUAUAAAACACAAACGACAAGAUUAUUGUUCUUUUACUCUAAAAUUUAAACCAAACAGAACUGCGCGAUUGCUUCACACUACCAUUAAAAAAACAUGUAAAAAAAUACAGCCCAGUAGCACUUCUAGCAAGUGUCAUUAUUCUGCGCAUUAUGUAAAUUAUCCACACUUUAUAAACGUAUGCAAAAAAACGGAGAAACAUGCAAAUGUAUUGUAUCAUCUAUUGGCAAAACGCUACCUUAGUUGAGUCUAGAUAAUAUGCAAAAGAAAGAACACAAGCAAAUGGUACGCACGCUAGAAAAAAAAAACAACAGGAUAUCAAAAGAGGUUAAAAAAAUUCUAGUCAAAAAAAACGGAAGCAAGAAAGUUGAACCUGUUACUGAAGAAGGAUCGAGAGCGGAAUAAUAAAAAAAAAACAAACGCUAUAGAACUUGAAGUCAACCGCAGGCAUAUUAACAACAUGAUGGAGCGCUAUAAAUCAUUAUACAGAAUCAGAGAAAGAUAAAAUAUAUUAAUACUGCUUAUUCUGUAAUUAAACAAAA